AUGCCAACCAAAAGUACCAAGCCAACCAAAAGUACCAUGCCGACCAAAAGUACCAAGCCAACCAAAAGUACCAUGAGUACCAAAAGUACCAAGCCGACCAAAAGUACCAAGCCGACCAAAAGUACCAAGCCGACCAAAAGUACCAAGCCAACCAAAAGUACCAUGAGUACCAAAAGUACCAAGCCGAACAAAAGUACCAAGCCGACCAAAAGUACCAAGCCGAACAAAAGUACCAAGCCAACCAAAAGUACCAUGCCGACCAAAAGUACCAAACCAACCACAUCUACCAAGAGGACGACCAUACCAACCGCAUCUACCAAGGGGACGUCCUUUCCAACCAAACACACAAAUGCUGAUGUAACCGUAUUCACAGAAGUUCUGAAAUCCACCCAGUAUGUCAACUGGAAACCCAAAACAUCRUUUUCGAAUGAGAAGGUGCGUGCUUAUGUGAUGAAACUGAGCUCACUUGGAAUACAAGACCCAACAUCUUUAGAGGAAGUAGCAGACAUUACAGAAGUGUUACUGAAGAAUUUAAGAUCAGAAGCGCAGUACUACAAAAACCAAAUCCUUAGCAUCUUCAAAAUCCCUAGAAAAACUAAACUAGAAGAUUUCCAUUUUCCAACAAGAGGAGAUGAAAGCUUUAAAACUGCGAGCUCGAUAUCGAAAGUGCGAACAUUUAUUACAUUGCCUUCCAAACUAUUCGCCAAUAAAGAUCGUAUUGUCGUGAGUGCUAUUUAUUUUGGUAUGAGCUCGUAUAUGUCAUCUAGGRCUUGCUUAAGCAACAACAGAUGUUAUUUCCAGUACGUUGGACCCCAGUCCACCAGAGGGUGUUCUUCCAGAAAAUGUAACCAUAAUUCUACAGCCUUCCAUGAGAUAUCAUCUCGAUCUCCUAACGAAGGACCUGCACAUUGUGUGUUUUGGGAUGUCAGUGAAAGGAAUGAUUUGGGUGGCAAAUGGUCCGACUUCGGUUGUACUUUGGUCAGGGCCAACAAAACAAUGACCAUUUGCACCUGCAACCACUUGACAAGCUUUGCUCUCUUGAUGCAAGUCAAACAAGAAAAACCGGUGGAUGAAACGCACAAACUUGCGUUAAGUCACAUCACGUAUGUUGGCUCCAGUUUCUCACUUCUUGGCGAAUUACUCACCGUAUUAGUUUACAUGACUUUAAUGAAUAUUCAGUUAGAGCAGUCUCAAAUAAGAGUUAAUCUUGCUCUGUCACUUGCCUUGGCUCAAAUCUUCUUUUUGUCAGGAAUCACCUCCACAGAAAACCAGAAUGUUUGUACGUUUGUGGCUGUUAUGAUCCAUUAUUUCUACCUGGUAGCGUUUGGCUGGAUGAUGUUUGAAGGAGUCUAUCUUUAUCUUAUGGUUGUCAAAGUUUUCAAUACUGUGGUUAGGAUGAAGUUUUAUUACGCUUUCUCAUGGGGUUUUCCAUUGGCUGUUGUCCUAACAUCUCUUGGCAUCGCUACUUCUUUUGUAAAUGGACUUCACAGUUACACACAACGAAAUUUUUGCUGGGUUUCUUUUUCUAAUGGACUAGUUUGGACGUUCGUAGCUCCAGUUCUCAUCAUUUCAUUGAUGAAUGUGGUUAUCCUUGGCCGGGUCGUACGCGAAUUGGCAACGUUAAACAAGACGAAUUCACAGAACGCAAGCUCUUACAUGCAAAGUAUAAAGGCAAGUGUGGUAUUGUUCCCCUUGCUUGGAUUGACAUGGGUGUUUGGCAUCCUCAUGUUUACAGACGCGGCUCUUAUCUUCCAGUACAUCUUUACAAUACUUAACUCUUUCCAGGGUUUUCUCAUUUUUGUGUUCCACGUCUUAAGAAGCAGAGACGUACGCGCAGCCUUUAAGAGGAAAUUUGAGCGUUGGCAAUUGACAAGAAGAGUAAACUUCGGUUGUUCGAAGUUCAAGACGGAUAUUUCAGCUAAGUACAGUAACAAGCAUCAAAUGAAAGAGUUCAAGAGUACAGAAAGUCUGCAGGAAGGCCUUAGAAGAAACAACAGAAUUUUACCGUCACCCUUGAACGAGGAAUUUGACACCAAAUCAGCAACAUCUUGUGUCACGCCUGUUGAAGACAAUAGAGACAUUAACACCAUGCAUGCUAGGGACAACAAACCUUAAACUGCAGUUGGAUGUCAGGUGUUUUCCGUCGAACUUGAUUUCCCCUCUCCCUCCCAACUUCCCCUUCCUGUGCGUGAGCACGAAGCGGCGGCUUGGUAAAAGAGCAGGCACUCUUUGAAGGAAAUAAUAUGGACACAAAUAGGUGAGAGAGAUAGCUUCUUUAGAGAGAAUCAACCGUGCUCAAAAAAAAGGAAACUUCACCAAGAAUGAAAAUUUCUCACCCCACAGCACACAAAAUAUUGUCUCACACGUAAGUUUCCCAACGAUUCUCGGCGAAUAAAUCACACUUACAAAAAUUAACGCACGAGAAUCAAAAUGGCCGAAACAUCAUUGCCUUAAGGUGA
Messenger RNA from Actinia tenebrosa (Australian red waratah sea anemone), 2459 nucleotides. Its product is annotated as adhesion G protein-coupled receptor D1-like. Gene Ontology annotation, biological process: cell surface receptor signaling pathway; G protein-coupled receptor signaling pathway. Gene Ontology annotation, molecular function: G protein-coupled receptor activity. Gene Ontology annotation, cellular component: plasma membrane. The record is from RefSeq and is a predicted model, not a curated record. NCBI's taxonomy places the organism in Eukaryota, Metazoa, Cnidaria, Anthozoa, Actiniaria, Actiniidae.